GUGGUGACAGAGGUACGAAUACCACGACAUCUAGCACCAUAGACAACAUUAUAUUUUUUUAAUUUUUAAAUGUACGAAUAUCCGGCACGGAUUAAAUUAACGAGCAAAAUGGCGGGAAACGGAGACGCUUAUAGCAAGAUAUUUAAUGGUAGAUGUAUGGUUGGAAUUAAUAGAAAAAACAGAGGGACGAUUAAUAAAAGAGCGGAAGAAUAUUUAAAAGCGGUCAGCAAUAGUCUUGGAGAACCAGCGGAGGUGAUGUGCGUUCAGAAGCCGGGUCGGGCAGGUUUGCCGCAGCUGGAGGUGGUGUCGCGCGUCGCCGCGAUUCCUAUCGUCGAGUCGGGCAUCGGCGUCGCAGAAAGAAUAUACUUCAGGAUCAAGGAUUCAAAUCCACUGAUCCGUUGGUAUCUAACCGUGGGUGAGCGUUCACUAUCCACCGGCGUGCAGAUGGCGCUACCGGCCGUGCAGCUGCUGCAGACGCCCAUAAACCAGCUCGAUAAGUUCCUCUGUAAAUCGCUAGAUGUCGUGGAGAAAAGAGUACCAUCUAUUUAUUUACCUCCUCAGAUGAUGUACUCAGAGACGCGUGAGUACGUGUUGCGUCGCGCUGACUCAGUAAAGCAGCUGGGUACUGCGGUGCUGGACUCGCGGAUGACGGCUGUCACAGCCACCGCGCUGGAACGGGCGCUAACCACCGCUGACAAGUACGUCGACAAGUACCUGCCACCGGAUUAUCAAGAUGCAGCUGAUGUGGUGAUCAUAGUGACGAGCGCGGAGGGGGAGGGCGGCGAGGUGGGGGGGACGUGCGAGGAGUCGGGGCGCGCGUGCGCAGCGCAGGCGGUGCAGCGCGGCGCACGGCUGCGGCGCAAGCUGCAGCGCCGGCUCACGCGACAGGCGCUCGCAGAGGCUAAGGCCAUCAAGGAGCAGAUACAUGUGCUAGUCUACGUCGCAGAACUGAUAGCGACAGACCCAGCUCUAGCAUGGAAAAAAGCGAAGCAGCUGUACGAAUCACUGAGUUGCCCGGAACCGGAGAACCAGGCGCGGCCAGCGACACUAGAGGAACUGGUCGUGCUGCUGGCGCGUGAGACCGCCAGGAAAGUCGUGCACCUCGUCAACUACACACACACAGAUCUAUCCAACAACAUUCGUCAAGGAAUGUCGUUAAUUUCAAAACAUCUAUCGUCCGCUGCUAACGCGCUAUUGAAGGCAUUACCUGUCGACUCCGCGAUUUCGGAGGUUCGCAACUGGCGCAGUAAACUCCAAGCCUUGCUUCAUCAAUUACAAGAGACUUCCAAAACUUAUUUGGAGCACCUCGCCAUAUUUUUAGCGGGGAACGAAGAGCGGGAAAAAAUAACGCCGCGUUCAAUGUACGCGCACAGAGACGAUUUGGCGGCCAUCAACGGCGUCAAUUAGAAAUUAAUGUUUUAUACUGCUAGAAUAUCAUAAAGAGCUAUAUAAUAUGUUUCAAAUAAAAUGCAUAAUACUUUUAUUUAAUCUUUGUAUUUAACAGGGCAAACUAUUAGUUUUAGGUUAGAAUAACACUUUUGUUUU
Molecule: messenger RNA, 1545 nt
Organism: Papilio machaon (common yellow swallowtail)
Lineage: Eukaryota; Metazoa; Arthropoda; Insecta; Lepidoptera; Papilionidae
Gene: Lsd-1
Product: lipid storage droplets surface-binding protein 1
Exons: 9
Coding region: 70-1407 (445 amino acids)
Biological process (GO): positive regulation of triglyceride storage; lipid storage
Cellular component (GO): cytosol; lipid droplet
Source: RefSeq, a predicted model, not a curated record